UAAACUGUCGUCGUUUGACGGUUGCCGGAGCGUGAUUUGAUCGUAAAAUAAUAUUUUACAUUCAUUAAAAUUCCUAUUUUAUAAUUUACUUGGCUCUAACUAAAUCCCAGGUAAAUGUGACUUAAUGUUACCAAUGCCGUGUAGGGUAUGUUUACAAUAUAAAUCUACUCAGUGGUAUAAAAUUAAUCGAAACAUGUGAUACAAUGCUACAAAUGUUUGUUAUCCUGUAUAGAGGAGUUUACACGAAUUGGAUUCAUAACAUUUUAUAGUAAUAUUGCAGAUAUGGAGACUUGCUGUUCACGGUUCACUGCAGCUGAAGGUGGUGCGAGACUGGCAGCGGUAGCCAGCAUUAAGAAUUCAAUCAUCACUGAACACUGCACAUUUGUAGCUACGAGGCUGCUGCAUGAAGAUGCUUAUAAGAUUAGAGGAUUGCUCAGUGAAGGUCGUCAACGGUCAGUAUUCGUAACUCGAGCGUCACGUAUCGCCUAUGUCGCGUAUGAACUAGGAAUCCUAACUGAUCUAGCGAUAACUAAGGCUGUAGAGUAUGAAGAUGUGACAGACUGGAAGGUGCAUUUAGAGGAGAAAGAAGUGAUAGUAUGUACAUCAAGAAUAUUAAAGUGUGUUCUAGAAGAUGGCUACCUCAGUAUGCGUGAUAUCAACGUAUUAGUUAUAGACAGUUGUCAUUUGAUAUCUACCGAUGAUGAUUUGAAAUAUGUUAUGCGUCUAUACAAAGAGUGUACAGAUAAUAGGCCUAGAUUACUAGCUCUUACGUAUCCUAUAUUUACGUCCAUAAAUAAUGAAAACGAGGCAACUAAUAUUAGAGAGAAUAAGUCUGAUUUGACACAAAUAGAUUCAUCGAAUAUUCAUAAAACUGUUCUUGUGAACGAAAUAAUUGAAAUCACAGAUAUCGAAGAAACAGAUUUAAAAGCAGAGAAAACAAACACGGAUGAUGAAAAUAAUGAAGUUGACAAUUCUGUUAUAGAUAAUACAAAUGAAAGAGAGACUAACAAUACCAUAGAUAAAAUAAAUAAUGUUCAAUUAAAAGAUGAAAUACUUAUGGAUGAUGAAAAAAUAGAUUUGUUAGAAAAGGAAAGUACUAGAGAAAAAGAUACAAUAUCAAGUACAGAGAUAGAAAAAGGUAUAAAAGAGAAAUCAACGGAGAAAGAGGAAGUAAAAGAUUUAGGUGUUUAUAAGAAUGUGGAUGAUUUUGAAAUGUAUGAAAAAUUGGGAUGGAAAAUUGAAGAAUUGGAGAAAGAGUUGAAUUGCGAAAUGGAUUUAGCGGAAGAUAUUGAUGGCGGGAAAAGACUAUCAACGACGAUUUCAAAACCCAAAGAAGUUAUAAUAGAAUACUCUAAACAAAUUUCAUUGGAGAAUCUUCCAGAAGUUUACAAAGAACUGGAUUUGUUCAUGAGAAAAACAAUACAAGACGGAAUUGAUUUUAUAAAUGAACAUAGAUACGAUCCAUCAGAAAUAUACGGAGAUGAAUUAUAUGAGGAAUUUAUCAAUAUACCGGACCCUACUAAAGAACCAAAGGAGAUAUUUGCUCAAUUUUUAUACAUUUUGAAUGAAUUAGGUCCAUAUGCAGCCGAUAAAGCGGCGUUCUCUUUACUCGCCAAAUUAGAGAAAUUAAAAAUAAAAGUACCAUAUGAAAGACAUUUUCUCUUAUUAUGCAUGUGUACAACAAUAUUUAUAAAGAUACGAGGAUAUGUGGACAAUGUUUUCUCAAAGUAUACUUCAGAUUGGGAUAAAAUUAAAUUAUUCUGCACACCGAAGGUUCUACGAUUAGCUGAGAUAUUGGAACAAUUUAAACCAAACGAAAGUGAACAAAAAGAAUCAAACGAUAGUCCGACAAAUGAUUGUAUAAAUGAAACGGAUCAUAAAUUAAAUGAAACGGCUGAAAUAAAUGAAAUUAAUCUAACAAGAUAUGACUCUGAUUGUAAGAAUGAAUCAAAUCAAUCAACAAAUGAAAAUAGUCCUACAAUAAAUGAAAACGAUCACAAAAUAAAUGAAACUGAACUAACAAGGGAUGUAACUAAUCUGACAAUAAAUGAAACUGAUCAUAAAAUAAAUGAAAUUACAACAAAAACCAAACAAAUGUUGAAUGUUAUAGAAAAAUGUGAUUUUAAAACUCUUGGUAAUAAAAUUGAAGAUAAAGUGAAUACUUAUGAAUCUAAUUUAAAAGAAAUAAUACUUUUUAGUUCAAGUGAUAAAAAUUUAAACAAUAAAAGUAAUUUAAAAGUGAAAGUGGAGGAAUAUAAAAGUGUAAGGGGUAGGCAGAGGGUGAGGGGGAGGCCGAGGGUGUUGAAAAAUAACUCUGUUAGGGUCCAAUUGAACCAGAAUCCGGAUGCUUUGUGUGGGAUUAUGUUUUUAAGAGAACCUUUGAUGGCGAAGAUCUUGUUUAUGAUUAUUGUGGAUAUGUCUCGCUGUCGUCAGUCACUGAGUUACAUCUGCGCUCAGUACUGCGCGGUGGAGGUCGCUGGGGAGCUGCAGGAAUGCCAACGGCAAAGCAGAAAACAAGAAGAUGUACUAAAGAAGUUCCGUAUGCACGAAUGUAAUCUACUCCUAGCCACCCCAACUCUGGAAGAAGGGAUUGAUUUGCCUCGUUGCAAUCUUGUUUUACGCUGGGAUGUUCCACCUUCGUAUCGUUCUCACGCGCUGUGCCGCGGCCGGGCUCGGGCUCCGCGCUCCUCUCUCGCGCUGUUGGCGGAGUCUCCGCACCACAGCACCAUGUUACUGCACCAUCUCGCUAUAUACAGAGAACUUGAUCAAAUAGUAACAAGGAAAUGUGGUUGCGGUAUUCAAGAUGAGCCUACGAGUGAGGAAGAAAGUAUAGCUGAUGAUUUCACAGCUAUUAUAAAAGCUUAUACACCUAUGGAAUAUAAAAUAACACAAACAAACAUAAACGAAACAACAGAUGACAAAGAAAUCAAACAUAAAGAAUCUAGAAAUGAAAUAAGUAAUAAUGAAACGGAACUAAUAGAAUCUAUACAAUUAGAUAAGAUUGAAGGUGAAAAUGAAAUAGAAAGAGACAAAGAUAUAACUGGAAGUAAUGAAAUGGAAGUAGAAAUUGAUUUAGAAAGAGAUGGAGAUACUACAAAUGAAACAGAAAGAGAUGUAAAUACAAAUGGAAAUGGAAUAAUAAAAGAUGCAAUAGAAUUAAAUGAAAUUAAUAGUGAAAAUAAAGAAUGUGAUAUUGUAAUGGGCAAUGAAGUAAAUAGGACAAUAAAGAAAAGUGAUUCCGAUAGUAUUGCGAGUGUUGAUUUAAGUACAGCGAUUGCACUUAUUAACAGAUAUUGUGGUAAGUUACCAUCGGACACUUUCACUCGCCUGGCCCCGCAGUGGUGGCUGGAGGAGGUGCAGCUGCCGGACAGAGAGGGCAACAUGAAGAAGGCAUAUAUCUGCACUCUUCGCUUACCUCUCAACUGCCCCGUCAAGUAUAAUAUUGUGGGUCAUCCGAUGCCAACGCGUGUGUUAGCGCGCCGAAUGGUGGCAUUACAAGCUUGCAGGAUAUUGCACAAAAGUGGAGAACUUGACAACCAAUUGAUGCCCAUUGGGAAAGAAAACUUCAAAGCUGUAGAACUGGAGAGUACAAGCAGUAACUGUAAUGGAAUAGAACCUAUGGACCCGAAUGACUCUGCGCGACCUGGAACUACAAAACGACGCCAGUAUUAUUAUAAACGGACAGCGGGCGCGUUCACUGACUGUCAGCCAGUUGUUGACGCAACUGAUGAAGAGAUUGACAACUCAGUUAACUAUGACCCCUCCCAGAGACAGUCCACACCUGGUGAGAAAAGGAACACCCUGUACGCGAUAGACUCUCGCCUGUGGUGCGCGUUGCCGGAGCGCUACAACACGCGCGGGCGGCGGCUGCACGCGCCGCAGCACGCCGCGCAGGCGAUAGGCAUACUGAUGGCCAGGCACCGGCCUGACAAGUUACAGAUUCCAGCAUUCCCAGUUUACACAAGAUCUGGUGAGGUUCGCGUAUCAGUAGAAUUGGCUAAAGAAGCAGAUGUAAGAUUGUCACCUAGACGAGCUCGUUUGGUCAGAAGAUUCAUGCGUUUCGUAUUCUCCGAUGUACUGAGGGUCCGAAGACGUGGUAUGAAACUUCAAAGCGAAGGUUCCACGCAUAAUAAUUAUUAUAUUGUGCCUACGGUUAAAACUAUAAACGAAGAUGGGACCUCAAAAGUGGACAUAGACUGGUCGUUCUUGGAGUUAAUAUUUAAACAUACGGAAGAAAAGAGAAAUCUCGAAGUUGAAAAGCCAAUUUUCUUCCAACAAGAAGACGAAGAGGAGGAGAUAGAAGAGAAGAAAGUUGAAAGCCAUGGGAAGGGUAAGGACGACAAGGUAAAGAAGAUGGAUAAUCCCCUGCUUAAGGAAGGGGAAACUUUUACUUUCGAUCCAGAGAAAUAUAAAGAAGCCGUGGUAACGCCUUGGUAUAGGAAUCAAGAUCAACCACAGUUCUUCCUAGUGGCGGAGAUAUGUUGGAACCUGACGCCGGAGUCUGCGUUCCCUUCCAACACGCACACCACCUUCAGGGACUACUACAGCAGCAAGUACGGCGUCACCCUCACGCAGCUCAACCAGCCGCUGCUGGAUGUGGACCACACCAGCGCCAGGCUUAACCUGCUUACACCCAGAUACGUGAACCGCAAAGGAGUAGCUCUUCCCGUGUCUUCGGAGCGCACGCGACGUGCGAAGAGAGACAGACUGGACCAAAAACAGAUACUGGUGCCGGAGUUGUGCAGGGUACAUCCCUUCGCUGCACCGCUGUGGUUCGCCACCGUGGCUCUACCCUGUGUAUUAUACAGGAUAAACGCCCUACUAAUAGCCGAUGAGAUUCGACGCGCGGUCUCCAUAGAUGUAGGUUUAGGGAUUCCCAAAAUAGACGACACGACCUGUCCCGGCUUCCAAUGGCCGCCGCUGGACUUCGGAUGGAGUUUAGCUGAGGUUUUGAGUGCGGAUUCUGAAAAAGGAGACAAGAAGAAAGGAGAUUAUGAUGAUGAAGAAGACAGUGAAAAAGAACAAACGGAAUUGAGGGCUAUAGAAGAAAAGAUACAAGAGGAAGGGGAUAGUGAGCCAGAGGAAGACAAGGAAAAGACAAUCAAUGAUAUAUUACAAGAGAAAGAAGAUGCUGAAAAUGGGUUUGAAAUCGGCACUUGGAGUAACGAUAUGGCAUCUUGUAUACCAGAGACAGUGGACUUUGAUGAAUAUUUAGAACCUCUGCCUUCGAACCUUACUUUCUGUACUUCAGCCUCCGGUGGUGCAAAUUGGAACUGUCCAAUAGAGAAGCCGAAACAAUAUGGUGCUUCGAGAACAUUCUCUGUAGCGGAUAGUGAUUGUUCUUAUAUGUCCAGUGACUUUGACACGGAAGAUUCAGAUAUGAAUUCAGAAGGAAGCGACGAGGAGACAGACGCGAGUGGAUUUUGCAGCAGCAAGAAUUCUAAUGCGGCGAUGGGUGUGCGUAUAGAAUACAAGACAGCGCACGAGGCGGAGGCGGUGGACGUGGAGCGCGCUCGCCGCGGGCCCGCGCCGCCGCAGCGCAGCGCGCAGGACGACAUCCAAGACAUGCAUGCUCACACCGACUGGCUGAGAGACGCACAACCGCCCACACAGUAUAUUGAAAAGUUUCGAGAAUCCGUCAAACAACAUGAAAAGGAUAUAAUAAACAAUGAACUACUUAUAGAAAAAGAUAAACCGAUUAUCGAUUUAUUACCCGAUGUAUCGAAAGACAUCGAUAAGAAAACAUCGAAAUCGAUUGAAAAUAUCGAUAUUUCAGAAAUAUUUCCAUACACUAAUGAUGAAAUAAUAAUAGAAAACGGUCAAAUAACAAUAGAUAGCAUAGAAAAGAAUAAACGUCGUCUUCUAGAAGGAUUAAAGAAGAACUUACUUCUAGAAGAUGUGAAGAAGAUGAAUUGUUUCUCGAUGAAAGAUGUUAAUAUCGAUUCUCCAGAUUAUGUUAAUGAGAAAUUAGUGAAUGUUGGUUUUGAUAGUAAAGAUAGCUACAAAGAGAAAAUAGACAAAUGGAAACAAAAUGAUUUGAAACCUUAUUAUCAAGACGUUAAGGUUCAAGAUGGUUUUGAUUUUGAUUAUCAACCCGAAUUAGACGGACAUCCGGGGCCGAGUCCUAGUGUUAUUUUACAGGCGUUAACAAUGUCGAAUGCUAACGACGGCAUCAAUUUGGAGCGUCUAGAGACGAUAGGAGACAGUUUCCUGAAGUUCGCGAUAACUGCGUAUUUGUACUGCGCACAUCCUACAGUACAUGAGGGGAAAUUGAGUCAUAUGAGAAGUAAACAGGUAUCAAACUUGAACCUAUACCGGCUGGGGCGCGGUAAGAGGCUGGGCGCGCGCAUGACGGCCUCCAAGUUCGAGCCGCACGACAACUGGCUGCCGCCCUGCCACCGCGCGCCGCACACGCUGCACCACAAACAGCCGGAAGUUCAAGAACAAGCAAUGGGUGACGGUGCCGUAGAUAAUGCGGGAUGUUUUAUACCAUAUAAUUUGAUCACACAACAUAGUAUACCAGAUAAAUCGAUAGCAGAUUGUGUGGAAGCACUAAUUGGUGCGUAUCUACUGGAGUGUGGUCCGCGAGGCGCGCUACUGUUCAUGUCGUGGCUCGGCAUACGAGUGUUGCCCCGACACGAUAUACUGAUAGAGGAUAACCAUCCUUAUGUUGUAGCACAUAAGGAUAAUACUCCUGUGCUUGAGAAAUCACCAUCACCACCGACUAAGCGUCAGCAACGUACGUCAGAGUCAGAUUCUGACUUCGAUGAUGAUGAUGAUGAGGAAGACGCAGGAGAUCAGAUCCAGCUGGAGCUCGGUCCCGAGGACUGGAGCUGGGCGGGGCGCGCUGUCGGCUCUCUUAAACCUUAUAAGAAGAAUGGUGUUUGGUAUCAGCCUAUCUUCGGAGAACUGAGAGCUCCGCCUUCACCACUUUUAAGAUAUAUUGAAGAUCCUGAAGGAGAAUUAGAACAGAUGCUUUCUGGGUAUGAAUCCCUGGAGCGCACGCUGCAGUACCGGUUCCGGGACCGCUCGCUGCUGCUGCAGUCGCUGACGCACGCCUCGCACCACACCAACAGGCUGACUGACUGCUACCAGCGACUGGAGUUCCUGGGUGACGCUAUACUGGAUUAUCUAAUAACAAGACAUUUGUACGAGGACGCGAGGCGACAUUCUCCGGGCGCGCUCACAGACCUCAGAUCAGCGUUAGUUAACAACACGAUAUUCGCCACAUUAGCGGCAAGGCAUGGAUUCCACAAAUAUUUUCGACACAUGUCGCCCGGUUUGAACGAAGUUUUGACGAAAUAUGUCAAAAUACAAGAAGAAAAUGGUCAUUCUAUCAGCGAAGAGCAUUAUUUAAUACAUGAAGAUGAGAUGGAACAAGCAGAAGAUGUGGAGGUUCCGAAAGCUUUGGGAGACCUUUUUGAAUCUAUCGCUGGAGCUAUAUUUCUAGAUUCAGGGAUGUCUCUGGGAGCGGUGUGGCGGUCGUACGUGCGGCUGAUGGGUGCGGAGCUGGAGGCGUUCAGUGCGGCCGCGCCCAAGUCGCCCGUCAGAGAGCUGCUCGAAGCUGAACCCGAUACCGCCAAGUUUGGUAAACCAGAACGUCUCGCGGACGGUCGUCGUGUCCGCGUGUGUGUGGAGGUGUUCGGUCGCGGCGCGUUCAAGGGGGUAGGCAGAAACUAUCGCAUCGCUAAAGGUACCGCAGCGCGAUGUGCGUUACGACAUCUUAAAAUACAUAGAACCAGGUAGAUAAAAUAUAAGGAUUAUUCCCAACCGUCACCCCGAUCUGUCCCCACCUGAGAAUUAAGUCAUCCGUUCCACCUUUUGCGACGAGGGGACGGUUGACACUUUUUAUUGCUCAACGGCCCCAUCUGUCAUCUUAUUGGUGAUAGUGGGACUAAAAGGUGGGACGGAUGAAGCUUAUACUCACGUGGGGACAACGCGUGGUGACGGUUGGGAAUAAUCCGAAUAUAAAACAACAUAUUAAAAUAGAAGUAUAUAAGCAAAUAUGAUUUAUGCCCGGUUUCCCAGUUACUUUUUUAAUGUUUUUGAUUUAAUUUCAUGAAAUGACUUUCCUAAAGUAAUUUAAGUUUUUCUCUGUUGAUAUUUCGUUCAACUUAACACUGUUAAAUUACUAAGCAAUGAUAAUGGAAACUUCAGAAACCCAGCAUAAGUCCAAUUUUUAAACUAACUAGGUUUAAAAAUUGUGUUUAAGCGUGUUUGCUUUUAUAUCCAAAUUUCGUGGAUAUAUACAAAUAUUGUAAAGAAUGAUAUAUUUGUAUUUUUAUAUGUAUUGAACAAACCUGAGCAUAUAAAG
Messenger RNA from Papilio polytes (common Mormon), 8314 nucleotides. RefSeq names its product endoribonuclease Dcr-1 (gene Dcr-1). Gene Ontology annotation, molecular function: protein binding; RNA binding; deoxyribonuclease I activity. Gene Ontology annotation, biological process: pre-miRNA processing; apoptotic DNA fragmentation; siRNA processing. The record is from RefSeq and is a predicted model, not a curated record. Bases 283 to 7746 code for a protein of 2487 amino acids. Gene Ontology annotation, cellular component: nucleus; cytoplasm; RISC complex. The transcript has 42 exons. NCBI's taxonomy places the organism in Eukaryota, Metazoa, Arthropoda, Insecta, Lepidoptera, Papilionidae.